AUGGAGAGAGAGAGGCAGCGCGAGGCGGACGCGCGCGCGCGGGCCGAGGAGGAGACGCGCGCGGAGAAGGCGAAGCUGCGGAGGGGGUACGACGCGCUGCAGGCGGUGCUCUCGAGCCGCCCGCCGCCGCCGCCGGGUCGAGAGACGACGACGACGACGACGACGACGACGACGACGACGACGACGACGACGACCGCGCGAGAGAGAAGCGCGGCGGCGCGGACGAGGGAUAAGAGCGCGGGCGACGAUGACGACGGCGCGACGCGGCGGAGACGCGACGCGCGCGCGAGCGCGCGGUGGAGCGCGCGUCGCGGCGCCGCGGGGGCGGCGGCGCGGGCGCCCGCGCGGCAGCCGUCGGCGUCGGCGGCGGCGCGACCGGACCGGCGGCCGCGACGACCAGCGUCGCAUCUGCGGGACGCGGCGGCGGUUGACGGGGAGGGGAAGCGCGCGCGCGCGGACCCGUACCGCGCCGCGCUGUUGACGCUCUGGGGAUGGUGA
Messenger RNA from Micromonas pusilla CCMP1545, 498 nucleotides. RefSeq lists its product as uncharacterized. The record is from RefSeq and is a predicted model, not a curated record. The transcript has a single exon. Lineage: Eukaryota; Viridiplantae; Chlorophyta; Mamiellophyceae; Mamiellales; Mamiellaceae. The coding region runs from base 1 to 498 and encodes 165 amino acids.